AUGAGGUUUACAGAUCGACCGGAAAACUUGACUACUCGUGAAUACAAUAGAAAAUCUCCUUGUCGCCUAAUAUUUCUCCUAAAGUAAAAUUUACUAGUUCCAUAAUAAAUCUUAUGUCUCUACAUCGUUCUUGUAUUAUGUUCCCUUAAUUCCUUUAAAAAUUUGACGAUUUUAGGCGCCACCUUUGUGAGCGAGGACAACAAGGCAUUGAAUCAGUUACACUCUGCUGAAAGAGACAGCGACGUCACCAAGAUGAAGUCCACGCUUCCUUUUGAAUUGUCUAUAGACUCCAGAGACGGAACAGGCAGAAAGCAGCGAAUGAAAGUUGUGUUGGAUGGCAUCGUUCAUGCGCUCAACUCUAGAAUGUAAACAAGUUUCAGCAGCCCCCCCCCCAACUUCCUUUACUAAUUGCACGAUUAAAUGGAGCCCACCCUUGAAUCCAAUCCACCCCUAUUCACCUCCUAAGAGUCAUUUUUAUCCACACCCUAAGUCAACUGUUUUGCUUUUACUUACCCAUCUCUCACUCUGGCAAGACAUGUUAUCUAAACUAAGGAAGACAACUUUGUUUUGAAACUCAUUGCAUAAGGCUGUAUUUUAUUUACCAUUUGAAAUUUGUUAGAAAAGAUGAUCAACAAUGCUCGGCAAUCCAAAAGCACUUAAAUAUCACGCUCUAUCGUUGCAUAAUGCAAUGCCAUUAAAAUGAUGUAUUGGGUAAUUGUCUCACCUUUAACAAGUUUGUCUGAUUAUGAUCUUUCUAUGUGUAUUCAUGGACAAUAAAGACACUAUCAAAAUAAUAACAUGCCGUUAAAACUGACUUGUUAUUUGCCUGUGAAUUGUUGUUUAACCCUUUGACCUCCACUGGUUACCAACACAGAAUUUCUCCUGACAAUGUUAAUACAAUAUCAAGCAGACAAGUGAAGAGAAUUAAGAAAAAGUCAAGCGGGGGAUUAGAAGUUGAUCCAAUACCAAAUUCUCUGAACUAGCAUCAUAAAAAUUGUGUGUCAGACAGUAAGGAGAAUUACUAUUGAGAUCUUGGGAAGGAAAUGGUCUAAAGCCGCUGAAAGGUUUUGUUUUCGCUUGAAUUUGAGCAUGAAUACAUCAGUUAAUAAGUUUGGGAACAAGAUACCUGUGUUUAAAAAACAAAAUAUUUCAAAGAAAGGGGAUUUUUGGUUUCAAAAGUAUUCAAUUUAAAGUGCAAUUUGAGCUGGAGUUUCAAAUAUGAGUUACUUAUGGUAAGCAGCUACUAUAAAGUGGUUACAGCAUCUGUAGGUUUUCAAAAGCUGUUCUGCUCUUCCUAAAAUUAGAUCAUGCCGAUUUUUAAUCAUAGUUUCACAUAGAAUUUGAGAAACUGAUUAAUAGCAUAUUGAGCCCCACUGUUCCAAAAUGCUUUCUAUCCCCUCAGCAAGUGGACCAAAAAAAUAUUAUCUUCAAGUCUUAACUCGAUAAAAAUUGUAGUUUUAGUAAUACACUUCCUGUACGAUCAGAUUAAAGCAUGUUUCACAGAUGACGCACUCCCCUUAGAAGUGCAUAG
Molecule: messenger RNA, 1531 nt
Organism: Pocillopora meandrina
Lineage: Eukaryota; Metazoa; Cnidaria; Anthozoa; Scleractinia; Pocilloporidae
Source: the annotation of a GenBank genome assembly